Echinostoma caproni is the source of this 1395-nucleotide messenger RNA. The record is from the annotation of a GenBank genome assembly. Lineage: Eukaryota; Metazoa; Platyhelminthes; Trematoda; Plagiorchiida; Echinostomatidae.
AUGUUUACGAUUGGUUGGGCCGCCGUGCAGAUAGCUCAUUUGACAAUGCUCAACUGUCUGACCAACGAUCAAAACGAACGUGUGCUCCUUGUCUCGUUACGAUAUUUCUUCAGUUCCGUUGGGGACAUCUCCACAUUUAUGAUGUCCUAUUUAUUGCUGCAAGGUGAACAAAUCUCUACUCCAGAGCGAGUUUCCAAAACCAAUCGCACCGUGCCAGGAAACUGGACUGAGUUGAGUACCAUGUUUUCGAACGGGACUGAUAUGGAUACACCCAUUGUCACACAGGAUGCAAUCACCAUAGAAGAUAUGCCACUAUUUCGGAACAUAGCAGUCGUAUUGACAGUCUAUGGAUUGUUGUUUGUAAUUGCAUUCCACUGCGGUGUUCCGGAACGCAGGGAUCAGAUUGACUCAAAUGACAAAGAACCGGAUUUGAUUGCUGACGACAUGAUUCGUUCUGUGCCGGAAUUCAUCAAAAGUUUGGAUGAACUUCACUCGAUCGCCAGUCAAAUGCACGAGGUCGGUCGCAGUCGUCACAACAGUAUUAGUGGAUCUGCGUUGCACAUGGUUCGAACCAAACAACUCCCCUCAUCACUCAAACAACUCGACAUUCCCAUCAUAGAAACGACGGAAUUCAACUGGUACGAUUGGUUCCGUGUGCCCCGGUUCUGGGUGGAUUGUUUCAUAUUUACGACGAUUCGUCUGAGCGUCACACUGUCCAGUCUCUACAUUUCACCGUUCUUACUGCGCACACUGAAACUUGACAAGUCCAGCAUCAUGCUAGUUCCACUGGCAAUUUACUGUACAAGCCUGGUCACCAGCUUGUUACAACACCGCGUGGUCAAACUACUUGGACGAUUGGGUAAUUCCAUGAUCGGAGUGAUUUUCACUCUCAGCUUUUGCACUAUCUUAUUCUUCUAUGUUCCGGGGCAAGCCAGCCAACUUAUGGUUUACUGUGCGGCGAUUCUCCUCGGAGUUGGAGCCGCAUUCAACAACGUGUCUGCGAUUGUAGUAGUCACAGAUAUGAUCCAGCCACACCAGACAAAUACGGCUGCCUUUGUGCACGGUUUCGCCUCAUUGACCGAUAAGGUAUUCACUGGAGUGACUGUUCAAAUCAUUCAACUGAGUCUUCACUGGAUCGAUUAUCGUCACGUGGAAGUAUUCAUUGUCGGUGGUCUGCUUCUGAUUGGUGGAAGUUUAUCGGUAUUUGAUUAUCUUUAUUGGAUAAGACCAAAUAACCGGAACAAAGACGACGCGAGUGAUUUUGAAUCCGAACCGCUCCGUGGCGAUUGUGAAAAGUCACCUAUGACAAAUUUCAGCACUUUAGGCGCAUCGAUGCCAAUUGCUGAAACUACUAAAGAGCAUGCUACAAACGGGUAUUCAAACGGCAAGGUUUAA